AUGCCGGAGUCUCACAUCCAAGGUAUCGACGACGCCCCCAACCUCGACGCCGCCUGCCGCAAGCGCACCCGCAUCUUCCCGCUCGAUGAGGACGGCGACGAGAUCCUCGACCAGCACAGCUCCUUUGUCGUGCCCUCCGUCGCGCGCCGCCACGAGAGAGGCUCCUUCGGCGGCGUCGACUCGCUGCUCGCGAAGCGCACGAAGAGGCUCCAGGAGGAGCGCGAGACGGGGAACAGACGCUCCACCAAAGACAAAAAACGCCCGGCGAGGAGCAGGAGGGAGGGGAGCAGACUCAGCAAGCUUAUUGCGAGAUGUAAUACUGACGAGGAGGUCGCCGAGUUAAAAGCCGCCUGGGAGAUUCCGGCCGGGAGGCGGAAAGUCUGCGCCUUGACCGGCUCCUCGUCAGAGGAAGAUAACGAUGACGCCCCCCCGGUUAGGCGAAGGAGGACUAGGGGGGCCAAGAAGGAUGCGCACCAGCCACCGGCAAAGAGGAGGAGAAGGACAGCUCGCGCAAUUCUCGACAGCGAAGACGAGGGCGAGAAAUCUGUACAUGAUGAUCAAAAUGACUCUGAUAGGGAAAGUGAGGAGACUCCGAAGCGGCGUGGGAGGUCAAGCGCAGAGAGCAGAAGGCUCCGAAAGGAGAGACCUUCGCGACAGGACCGUGGGAAGAGCGUUCCACUGCCGAAAUCGCGUGGAACUCUCAUGGAGAGGCUCAGCUCGAGAGCAGCCGUGCCAAGUAAUGGUACCGAGAAGCGGAGACUCACUCGUGCCGCUGCUGCCAAAAUGAAGGAGGCUGCAGGGCGGGAAAAGCCGGGCACGCGAGGUAGGAGACGUAACAGGCGAGAUGAGGUCACGGAAUUAUCCGAUUCGGAAGAGGACAUCGAAGCUGACUGUGAAGUGGCGAAUGGGAUGCUGAGCGACUCAUCGAAUGAAGGGGAAGAGGACGUUGGCGCUAUGGAAGCUGAGAUACUUGCUGGCGAGGAAGAUGACCAGUCGGACUUGGAUUUCGUAGACGAAGAGCCCGCGCCCAGCCCCCGAAAGAGACGGAACAACAGAAAGACGCAGAAGAAGAAGAACAACCGACGCAAGAGAACCCGCCCGAAGAAUGCCUUCGAGUCCAACGUUGAGGAACUCUCUGCGAGAGAGCAACGGCAAAGGCUCGACUUUUUGGUCAAGCAGAGCGCAGACAUCGCACGAGAGCUGCACAAGGCGAUGGCUGAUGCUGCCAACGAACGUCCAAACGGUGGACCAAAGUCUCCAGCUCGCAAGGGAGAUUCGCAGGCAGCAACAGGAGACACCUCAGGAGUGGAAGUUGUGCAGGAGUCUUCGCAGUCGGCGCCGGUAGUGGAAGAGGAGUUUGCGCAACCGACUGCCGAAGGGAAAAAGCUUCAGCCACAUCAAACAGAUGGUGUCAAGUGGCUUCUCACACUUGACGCCCAAGGACUCAACGCGAUUUUGGCGGACGAGAUGGGGCUUGGGAAGACUAUUCAGACUCUGGCGUUUUUGGCGUCGCUUGUCAUUAACGGAAAGCGGGGUCCCCAUUUAGUCGUUGCACCAAAAAACGUGUGCGAGCAUUGGGCUGCCGAAGUGCGUGCUUGGUACCCUGGUCAGAUUAAUAUCGUGACCUAUUUGGGCCAUGCCGAGGAACGUCUUGAAAAUAUGAGGGACUAUCUUGAGGAGGACAAUUUUGAUAUCAUGGUAACUAGUUUUGAAGUUGCCCUUCGAGACCUGUUCCAUCCCAAACGACAUGUCGAAGGCGUUUUUGCGCCGUAUUCGAAGGUGCUCCGUGCGUUUCGGAAGGUCGAGUUUGAAUAUCUUGUUGUGGACGAAGCCCAUCGCCUAAAGAACGACAAGUCACAGAUGAAUAUUGGAAUUCGUAAUUACAAAUGUGCACAACGCAGACUGCUUCUAACAGGCACUCCUCUUUCGAAUGAUCUCAAAGAACUCUGGUGUUUGAUGAACAUUCUCAAUCCGAAGAUUUUUAGUAGCAAGGCGAGAUUUGAGACAUGGUUCUCUGCUCCUUUUGAAUCCGGAAGGGGGUCGAGAAAAGGGGCAAUGACUCACGCGGAACAAUCUGCUAUUGUCGAUCGGCUGCACACUAUCAUUAGACCGUUCUUCCGGCGCAGGGUACGAGCGGAUGUAUGUCCGUCGUUCACGUCGGCGGAUGAGAUUUUGAUCCGAUGUCCGAUGAGUAAUUUGCAAAAAGCUCUCAUGCUACACUUUCGACGACGUGCAGACGAUAAGGAUGCCUCCAAGAAUAACAUACUAAUGGCUAUGCGAGGAGUAAGUAGUCAUCCGUACAUGUCGUCGCAUGCACUCUACGAUGGAGAACAAUCCCAAGCCACUCCCAGACUCGUCUCCACGUGCGGAAAGUUUGCUUUCUUACAUUACAGUUUGCCACGUCUUCUGGCUGGAGGACAUCGCGUGCUGAUUUUCUCUCAGUUUCGUAGAGCACUCGACUUUUUAGAAGACUUGAUGGACCUUCUUCAUAUCAAGUACGGCAGACUUGAUGGUAUGACAACCUCCGAGGAUCGAAUUGCAGGAUUGCGAGCGUUUAAUGCACCGGGGUCUGAGCUUCAAGUGUAUUUGUUGUCAACAAGAGCUGGUGGAGUUGGUAUCAAUCUACAAACUGCAGACACGGUCAUUCUGUUUGACUCAGAUUGGAACCCAUCUGCCGAUCUUCAGGCUGUCUCCAGAAUACAGCGCAUUGGGCAAACCAGAACGGUGCAUAUUAUGCGGCUGUUGACUGAGAAUGCCGUGGAUAGUAUCAUUUUAGAGACUUCGAAGCGAAAACUGAGAACUCAAGCAGUAGCGGUUGGAGCUGGAAAGUUCAACACAUCCAGUGGAGCUGCAUUGGAUCAAAAGUUGAGGCAGAAAGAUCUGGAGCAACUCAUACAAGAGCUUGAUAUACAAGCGUUUUUGCCCAUCGAAGCUGAUGACGAAGUCACUGUUGUUCCGACAGCGCAGAGCAGUCCGGAAUCCAUAUCCCCAGAUAGUCUGGAAAAAUCUGUACGGGAAAAGUAUUUCAAAGAAUGGUCCCGGCAAUUGCUUAGGCCAGGUGAAACGGAGCUGCCUGAUGUUGCACAAGCGGCUAUUUGGUUGGAUUCUGUCGAGGAUUGCGCUGGAUGUGAGGUUCCGAAGUGGUUGGGGAGGGAUGCCGUUCUUGUCGCGGCUGGAAGAGCACUGGAAUGCAUGAAUCGAUUUGCUGCGGCUCAAGUUUACGAGGAUACUGUUCAAUCGAUUGCUCUAGUUGGGGCGUUCAGCAAAAAAGACAGGGCGAGCCGUGCGCGAAGAAAGACUGUGGCCGACACGUUCUUCGAUUUGGGGUCCGAUGGUGACGGUGACGAAGACCCGAGCGAGGACCCCACGAUAAGCAUUGAGCAACCAUCGGACGUUAGCGACGAUGAAUACUUUGAAGCAGAAGAUGGCCAAAGAAAUGAUGGUGAAUAUUUGGAAGCAGAAGAUGGCCAAAGAAAGAAACCCGAUGGGAAGCCUGGAAGCGUUGUUACUCCAUCUCCGCUGAAACCCCCAAGUGCUGUCAACGGUCAAUUGUCAUCGCCUACAAUCACGGGAGGCCCAAGAGUAGGCACUGAACAGACACCCGGCAUAAGCAAGUCAAGGUCGGGACCGACUAUGUUUCCGAGCACAGGCAUAUCGCCAAACCGCCAGACACCAGCUUUGCAAAACUUGAUCUCACCGCAAGUCUCUGCCGGAGGGGUUCCCGUCCCGGGGCCGGGGCAAGCUCUAAAAGCGUUGCCAAAUUCCUUGCACGGAAUUCAAGCAAGUAUGCAACCCGUGAAGUCAGCCUACGCACAACGCCCUCUGGUGCCUCGCUCCACAAGUGCUAUUCAGUAUCUGGCUCUGGGUAGUAGAAAUACUGGAGCACAGGCAUCUCCGCGACCUGCUCUCCCACAGGUUAAAUCCGUUUCCAAACCAAGACGAACAGCAAAGAAAAGCCCGGCGGAAUCACGGCGACCCAGAGUCACUGGCAGUACUGGGCUCCCACAAGCUGUGACUCCUUUGAGGAAUAUGUCAGCCUUUCGAAAGACACCUAUUCUUCCCAAACCGAUGUACAUGCCGAUCCACAUGCGAUAUCCCGAGGUUUCGCACCCCAUGGUUUCACCCCCGUUAAUGCGUGGAAUUCAGGCACAGCAUGGAAAUGCCAGACAGGGAGGUGUGAAAACUGCACAUUCGCAGUCGCCUGGGGAAGGGCGACGUCAAAACUACGCCUCUGGACUGGUUGAAACAAAUAGAAUGGUAGGCAAGGGAGCAGGCUUGGGUGCCAUACAAGGUACAGCGCCACAUGGAGCUAGGUUUUUGUCACAUGGCAUGCCCACCGCGGCGUUAGGGCAUAGCGCACCAACUGGUGCGACGUCGGCAUUUCCCAGCCCGCCAUUGCAGAGAAGUUUCAGCAAUGCUACGGCAUCAGUUCAAAACGGAACCAGGGUGUCGAACGUGCAAGCCCAUGUGAUAAGACCAGCAUGGACAGGCGCACCACUGGAUUCCACGACGUCGUUUCAGAGACAUCGGAAGGAUGCUAUCCCUUUGGUUGCAAUUCCAACGGGAGGCGUCGGGACGGUACCAGCACCAGCAGCGCGGCAAAGUAAUGGUGCGCUUCAGGGCUCAGCGGGUAGUGUCGGAGUGGCGAGCGCUGUGGGGCAGCAAAUUUUGGCAGCGCCAUAUGGUGCUCGAAUGGAGGGAUUGGGCGGGACGCCAGGGACACUUGAAAGAAGAAAUAGUUUGUCUGAUCCCGCCCGCGAUGGGAAUGGACUUAUGUGGCGACCAUACAGCGCUGCUGCUGCUGCGACUGGCUCUGCGACUGGCUCUGCGACUGGCUCUGCGGCUGUUGCUGCGGCUGCGGCUGCGGCAGGUGCCCCGAAGGGCAGCGAAGUAGAUGGCAAGUCGAUGGGUGGCAGACAACGAGGCAAGGCGGGAGAGACGCUGAGAUCACCCGCUGGUGCGAUGGCGUCUGCUCGGCUUGCGGCGAUAGUUGCGGAUGCGCCACGCGUGCAAGGUGAAGCAGCAGAUCAGGGGUCUCCGCUGUUUAGCCGGAACCCGCGGACGAUUGGGCGGGGAGGGGGCUCUGCCAGGCGGGUGCUGUCCCUGGGUGGUGCGGUCGAAACGGACAAGGUUUACUCGGUCAAGGACCUGCAAAGGUACAUGAAGAGUGUGGAACAGCGGCACGGGACGCGCGGGGUUACGGCAGAGACUUUCGGGGCGCUCGUCAAGCAGCUGCAGGACGCGACCAAGGUUAACGACAUCGACUUUCUCGCGGACGCGCUGCUCGAGAGCGGGUGUAACAUCGGGGACGCGGCCGACUACAUCUACCAGCGGAUCUCUUAAAAAUAGAAAUGACUUAUAUAACUUAUUAUUCACUGGAGCGAUUGCAAAA
Chondrus crispus (carragheen) is the source of this 5392-nucleotide messenger RNA. RefSeq lists its product as hypothetical. Lineage: Eukaryota; Rhodophyta; Florideophyceae; Gigartinales; Gigartinaceae. The record is from RefSeq and is a predicted model, not a curated record. Gene Ontology annotation, cellular component: nucleus. The transcript is spliced from 2 exons. The coding region runs from base 1 to 5343 and encodes 1780 amino acids. Gene Ontology annotation, molecular function: ATP binding; DNA binding; ATP-dependent chromatin remodeler activity.